This is a messenger RNA of Carya illinoinensis, 3749 nucleotides long. RefSeq names its product calcineurin B-like protein 4. The record is from RefSeq and is a predicted model, not a curated record. Lineage: Eukaryota; Viridiplantae; Streptophyta; Magnoliopsida; Fagales; Juglandaceae. Bases 2561 to 3199 code for a protein of 212 amino acids. Gene Ontology annotation, molecular function: kinase binding; calcium ion binding. Gene Ontology annotation, biological process: calcium-mediated signaling. The transcript has 8 exons.
UCUCUCUCUCUCUCUCUCUCUCUCUCUCUCUCUCUUCUGUCUCUCUGCACGUAUAUGUUUGACGGUGUAGAUAUGUUUUUAGUGCGCUUUAUUCUACUUCUUGAAUUUUGCUCUGAAGGCAUUUAUAUGGUUAAUGGAGCUUGGCUGAGACUCUCUUUUCUCAUCCUCAGUUUUUUUUUUUUUUUUACCUGGCUUCUGUUCCAUUUUCAGUUUGGUUGGUGGAAAUUUGAAAUAUUUUAAUUUCGUUCUGAUUUCUGGGUUUCAAGAUCGUUUCAGAAGUCAAACCACUUUAAAAUCGUUGCCAUUAGUCUUUCUUAUGGAAGUCUUUCUUAUGGAUGAGCAAGUCUCGAUCGGGUUCUCAAUGGUACUUCUGAGUACAUGAUCCUCAGCAAUUCUUAUUUAAGUUUUAAUAAUGCUUUCGAAGAAUAAAUAUAGUUUUCUGUUUCUAUCACUUGCACCUGUUAAUUCAUCAUUCAAACGUGUUUGUCGAGUAUAUAUCGGCACUAGAAUUUUUUUCUGUUUUGAUUGCCAGAAAAAAAAAUAAAAAUAAAAAAAAAAUUAAAAAAAAAAAAAACACAAAAAAAGAGAAAGAAAGUCGAAAACAGAAAGCUUGGAUUUUUUUUUUUAAGUUUUUAACAUAGUAGUUUUUAUUAACUUUUUGUAUAUAUAAUUCCUAUACUCUAAUAUUUUUUUCUUAUUUUAUCGCAAGAACAAAAAGUAGCAUUAGAGAACUGAGCUUUGCUGUCUAUGUAUUUUUAUUUUUAGCAUAAACUAUUGUAAUUCUUAAUGUUCAUUAAAACUUAAAGGGUUUCAUUUUGGAAUUUUGAUAUCUAAGAUACAGAGUAUUUUGCACAUUUGAAAAUCUAAGACUUAUUUAUAAGUUGCAACCCAAGCUUGAUUCUUUUUUUAAUGACUCCUUAUGUUUGUGUAUGUGUGUGUGUGGGGUUUUCAAAUCAUACCAUACCUUGUUUGUUAAAUUGAUUAAUGUGUGAUUGACAAGCUUCCUUGGACAUCUCUGAUAUAUCCCAAGGUUCAUAGGGGAGGUCAGAUCUGUGUACACAUGAUCUGCUGGUUUUAAGGGUUUAAUUACUUGUGGGAAAAUUCCUGUGUUUUUGGAAAAUUCCACGACAUCUGUGUGCUUACCAUAAAUAUCAAAUGCAACUCAUAGUGGUUACUUGGUCCCCCGUGGAUGUGUGGCUUAACUUGAGAACAUAUAUUAGUAACUUAUCGUUUUCAUGAUUUAAUGAGGCCACAAACCGGCCACAAAAUGUGCUCCCAGUUUGUUGCCUAGGUCUUUGAUUUCUAUGAUUAUUCUUUCUUUCACAUCUGAAUUUAUUCAGUAAUCUUUGUUUGUUCUCACCCACUAAUAUAGUUAGACACUGGAUUUUUUAUUUAUUUUUUUUAAAAAAAAGAAAAAUCUGCAGUAGUUGUUGUCGUUGAUAUCAUGCUGUCAUAAAUGUGGCGUUUAUUAUGGCCUUUAAACAACUCAACAAAUUCCUUUAAUAUGGCAUUGCUGCCAGGAUUGUAAUCUAUGUACAAACCUGAGCAAUAUUGCUCAUCCUGUUAUACCUCUCUCGCUCUCUUCCCCUCUCUCUCCCAGCAUGAACAUGCAAGCUGUUGACUUAUUUGACACAAUCAUUAAUUAGCUUGUGCGCUGAUGAUCAAUGGAUUUACUGCUUCUGAGUAAUUGCUUACAAUGGUUUAUUGCAGCGUACAUAUGUUGCUCUAUUAAGUUGUUUCACCAAAUCUAGGGGACCCGCUUUUGUUUUUUUUUGUUCCUGAGGAACUUAGUUAAUUCUGUUUCAACCUAUAGCGGCUGCUAGAUUUCUUGAUGGAUGGCCUAUCUAAAGAUGGAGUUUAAUCAAUUUUCUUGUCGCUGUAUAUGCACUUUAGUUUAUAAGGAUAAACUAUUGAAGAUAUUCGCAAUAAAACCUAUCUAAGUAUGAGCAUAUACUCACUGGCCUUUGUUUAUAUAUCAAGAUGAGUAUGUGAAUCGUGUCUGAAAGUGCUUACUACUUGUUGUUAUAAUUGUGCAUACUUGAUGAUGUCAUAAGGAUUUAGUUGGGCUUGAUGGAUCAACUUUAUGAUUUUGUACCGAAUCAGAAAAUGAAGGGCUCAUCAUGUGUUGGCCAUAGAGGAUCACCAGAAUUGUACUGGCUGUUAUUAGGAUAUUCAUGGAUGCACUAUCACCAGAAUUGAGCCAUGCUUGAAGCAUUUUAUGCAUACAUUCUUCUUGGUCAAAGCCAGAUGGUUCUACCUUAUUACUGAUGGCUUGGGUUUCAAUUAGUAGUUUUGUGCCAUCAUUGGUAAUGGCAGUGACAGCCCUGUCCCCAUUAUGAUUUGGUGCGAGGGGGCCACUAAUGAAAUUAUUUAGUCCUUCUCAGCAGAUGCCAUCAAAAUUCUUAAUAGCAUUUCAACUCACUGAUUUAUGUGAUGGUUUAUAGUUGACUCUUUCUUUUUAGUUUUGGAUGAUACCAGGUAGGGCUUUUCCUUGUGGUCUGUGGGAAUGAGUCCUGCUGAUUUGCAAGAUAUUUGCUAGUGGACUAGAUUAGUUUGCUUGAUGGGCUGCUAUCACUCAAAGAAAGCUAAAUCACCAGGCUAUGAGGAUCCUUCAAUUCUUUCUGCUGAAACACCAUUUACUGUCAAUGAAGUGGAGGCCUUACAUGAGCUUUUUAAGAAAUUGAGCAGUUCAAUUAUUGAUGAUGGGUUCAUUCACAAGGAAGAAUUCCAGCUUGCACUCUUCAGGAAUAGGAAUAAAAGAAAUCUCUUUGCAGACAGAGUUUUCGAUUUAUUUGAUUUGAAGCGCAAUGGGGUUAUUGAGUUUGGAGAAUUUGUUCGAUCAUUGGGUGUCUUUCAUCCAAAUACACCUACAGAAGACAAAAUCACAUUUGCUUUCAAAUUAUAUGACCUGAGGCAAACUGGGUAUAUUGAAAGAGAGGAGUUGAAGGACAUGGUUGUGGCGCUUUUGCAAGAAUCAGAUUUGGUACUUUCAGAUGAAGUUAUUGAAAUAAUCGUGCAUAAGACAUUUAGUGAAGCAGAUGCAAAAGGUGAUGGAAGAAUUGAUCAAGAAGAGUGGAAGGAAUUUGUGUUGAAGAAUCCGUCUCUAAUAAAGAACAUGACUCUCCCCUAUUUAAAGGAUAUAACUGUAGCUUUUCCGAGUUUUGUGCUUAAUUCUGAAGUUGAAGAUUCAGAAAUAUGAUACUUAAAACCUCAGAAAGGAGGUAUCAACAAUCUCGCGUCCAAUGAUGGCGAAAUAUUUCGAUUUCUGUUCUCUGAUGAAACGUGAACUUUGGACAAAGUCAUGUUUAAGACUACACCCCAGUUCAAAAACUGGAAUAUAUAGUUAAUCGCAUGAAGAAGAGCCAACAACGAAGACUCUUUCGACAAGCUGUAAUUCUCAUCGCUAUCUUAGUAAAUUUAUCUGUGUUCUUGGAAUGCAAGUUGAUGCCAAUAAAUUGUAUGAACCAAGAUCUCUUUGGAGUUCUUGUCUGAGUGCUAGGAUCUAGAGUUCUUGUCCAACCUCUAGUGCCUAGAGUGAGGGAGAGAUAGACAUACAAAGGGAAUCCAGAACUUUAGGGGAUUCAAAUUCAAGUUAUUUAGUAAACUGAGUGUUUUCCACGUUUGCUUUUGAGAGAUUUUGUGACAAGAUACUGGAGACAAUACAAAUGUGCAUCAUUUUUUUGGGUAGGGCGUGUAAAUGGCGUGGCUCCCAUGCAUAUUAUAUAUUUGGAAACAUCCCUUUCUUACAA